Messenger RNA from Aspergillus mulundensis, 735 nucleotides. RefSeq lists its product as uncharacterized. Bases 1 to 735 code for a protein of 244 amino acids. NCBI's taxonomy places the organism in Eukaryota, Fungi, Ascomycota, Eurotiomycetes, Eurotiales, Aspergillaceae. The record is from RefSeq and is a predicted model, not a curated record. The transcript has a single exon.
AUGGAAUCGGAUUCGAUGUCAGCUCAUCAGGACGAACCUCCCGAGCUUCGCCUCUUCACCCCGUCUGGAUCUCCUCGAGAGGUGAAGAUGGCAGCCGAGCCCAGCACCCCGGAUACGACAGCUUUGAAGCGUUCUCAGCAGAACCAGAUCCCCAAGCUUCGCCUCAUUAUACCUUCUGGGGAUUUCUCCGAAGUCAAGUUGGCAGCCGAGCCCAACACCCCCGAUGAUACCACGGCUUCGAUGUCUGCUCGUCAGGAAAAACUCCCAGGGCUCGUCCCCACUCCUCCCGAGGACCUGGUGGACGUCAAGCUGGCAACUGAGCCCAAUACUCCAGUUAUCGCAGGUUUAAUGUCAACCCAGCUCAAGCGGAUCCCAACCCUCCAUCUUAUCCUUCCUGAUGUGGAUGUCUCGGAAGCCAUGUUCGCAGCUGAGCCCAACACCCCUGAUACCGCAGCCUCGAUGUCGCCAUGUCAACAGCAACAGCCAAAGCUCAGUCUCAUCAUUCCUUAUCGUCCUCAGCCUGACAUCGAGCUGAUAGGUGAACUGGACAACGCGGGUAUGUUGGUACCUACAAGCGACAAGGCACUUGAACAGGACAAUACGGAUAUACUGGCAGCUGCACGCGACAAGGCAGCCGAACUCGGCAAAGCAGCUGGACUCGACAUGGCAGCCAAUCUGCAGCAUGAAUAUUGGAAGCCCGCCAAACGGUUCAAGCUGCCAUUCCGUUGGAAUUAG